Molecule: messenger RNA, 1677 nt
Organism: Setaria italica (foxtail millet)
Lineage: Eukaryota; Viridiplantae; Streptophyta; Magnoliopsida; Poales; Poaceae
Product: probable BOI-related E3 ubiquitin-protein ligase 3
Exons: 4
Coding region: 328-1356 (342 amino acids)
Molecular function (GO): ubiquitin-protein transferase activity
Source: RefSeq, a predicted model, not a curated record
AGGCACAAGCGCCGGUGCGCCACCCUCUCCUCAUCAACCGAGCCAGCCACGCCACGCCUCCCCGCCUGCCACCCGUGCCCUCCCUGCAUGCGCGAGGCAGGUGAGACUUGACAGAGAGGGGGAGAGAUACAGAGGCACAGAGCAGGCAGCCACGCUGCCCAUGGCGCCCUCAUAAGACGAGGAGGCGGUGGACCAGUUCGUUCGCGUUGCCCGCGACUCUCUCGGUCUCUCCUCCUUCCCUCCCACCCGACUCCCACACGCUUAGCGCGCGCGUGCUUCCACCCGUUCGUUGCCUCGUUGAUUGGUUUGGUUGGCCCGGCUCCAGCAAUGGCGGUGCAGGCGCAUUAUCACCACCACCGCGAGUCCCCGUUCCUGGCCAGCAGAGGCGGCGGCGGCGGCGCGCCGGAGAGCAGCCCGAUGGAACUGCAGCAGGGGCAGAAGGAGGCGAUGGCGCCGCAGCAGGCUCCGCCGCUCUUCCUGGACUUCGCGCAUGGAGAUUGCGGCGCCGGAAGGAAGCGGCAGCGCGAGGCGGAGACGGCGGCGCCUUCCAUGUCGCCGCACCUCUUCUCGUUGCAACCGCAACCGCAGGCGCAGGGGCCCAAGGUGAUAAGCCUGGCGCAACUGCACAAGCGGCCGGCCAUGGGGCUCAGGCUCGACUUCGACGAGGGCUCGGAGCACGUGUCGUCCACAUCCUCGGCCUCGGCGUCGUGCCUCCUCUCCGACGAGCUCGCCGCGCAGCGCGAUCAGCACAGGAACGAGAUGGACCGGCUGAUCCAAGAACAUGCGGAGAGGCUCCGGCGCGCGCUGGCUGACACUCGGCGGCGGCAGUACCGGUCGCUGCUCGUCGCGGCUGAGGCGGCGGUGUCUCAGCGGAUAAGGGAGAAAGAAGCGGAGGCCUCGGAGGCCGCGCGGCGCGGCGCCGACCUGGAGGACCGUGUCGCGCGGCUGCGAGCGGAGGCAGCGGCGUGGCAGGCGAAGGCGCUCGCGGACCACUCCACGGCCGCGGCGCUCCACGCGCAGCUGCAGCAGGCGGCCGCCGCGGCGCAGGCGAGGGGCAAGGCCGAGGAUGAGGACAACGCGGGCGCCGCGGCGGACGACGCCGGGUCGUGCUUCGUGGACCCGGACAGGGUGGUGGAGAUCGCCCCGCCGCCGCCGCCGCCGCCAGCCAGGCCGUGCCGGACGUGCCGGCGGGCGCCGGCCUCCGUCGUGUUGCUCCCGUGCCGCCACCUCUGCGUCUGCGCCGACUGCGAGCCCGCCGUCCUCGCCACUGCCCCCUUCGCCGCCGGCGCCGUCGCGCCUGCCUGCCCCAUGUGCCGCGGCGCUGUCACCGGCACGGUGCAAGUGUUCUUCUCGUAGCGGCGGCCAUUAGGAAAAGGAGAGAAAAAAUGGGUGCUCCUGCCAAAAGGCGAACUUGAAAUUGCCGAUGAAAAUCAAGUUAGAACGAUGAAAAAUUGUGUAGAGUGCAAGUGCAUUACUCCUUUCCUUUUUUUUAUUUUCUUACAUUUGUUCAUUAUUAAUCCCUUUAUUAGGAAUAGUUUUAGUCAGUCUCUUCUAGCACUAGUGUCCUGCCGUCUUUUGCCUCGGUUCUUGUGGAUUUCUGGAAGGCAAACGAUCGAUCAUUGACCAGCACAUUUUGGAAUGCAAUGAUGCUGUCAGCGCGCAAAUUUUCACUUUUUA